CGCCCAUCGGGAGUGGUCGUGUUGCUUUUCGCUAAAACACCGCGCCAAAAUUACGCACGAAAACUUUUAUCACAUAAAUUUGCGAUUUUAUCGAGUUUUAUUCAAUAAAAAACGUUGAAAUUCUUCAGGAAGUUGAUUUAUUUGGUGUUAUAAUGGAUAUAAGUUUGAAUUAAAAGUGAUUUUAAGUGAAAUGUUCGUGUAAAAGUUCAGUAGAUUGGACCGUGUCAACGGAUCGACAGAUUUCAAAAUGGAGCUAAAAUCACCAAAAGCGAAGAAAAAGCUACCACCUGUUUUAUCGUGGAAGAAAAUGUUGCGUACUCCUAUACUGCUGCUGUUGCUCCUCGGCUCAAUAAACUGUGACAGUGACAGUGACAGUGACGUUGACAUUGACAUUGAAAUGUCAAAUUCUACCCAUAGACUAAACAGUUUCAAAUUGAGGCACCGGCAUGGACCUAUGCCUAAUACUAAGUCAAAUGGUACUGUAGUGGAUAACAAACGGAUUUUAAGCGAGAUUAGGUAUUUAAGGCGGCAUUUAAAUAAGGAAAUGGUGAAUUUUGUGAUGACUGACGUUCUAGUGGACGGUGAGAUUGAGAAUCGGAUACAUUUCAACGGAGUCACUGCGAAGGAGACUUUUGUUAGUGCUGAUGGAAGCGGCCUGAAACUCCGUCAGCUGACCGAUGGCCGCCAUCUUGUGCAAGUCAUAUACACACCAAAUGGCGUCCUUCAGGACUGCGAAUACUUAUCAGAGCCAAAAUCAGCGAGAAACUUCAUUAAAACAUUAAGAAAAGAACUAAAAUUAGCGUUAGACGAAGAAAGUUAUAGGUUACUAGAAAAAACCCCGCGGAAUUACGAAGAGGAGCGAUAUUACCGCCAUUUUGGAAAUGUGACGUUUCGGAUUUUAAAAAAUGGCGAAAAGUUACCACCAGAUGUCGCUAGUUGGUUCAACUAUGACAGAUUAAAAACGGAAUGCUUUGAAAAGCACGAAGAAUUAACUUUUAUGAUGGAAAACAGGAAUAAAGUCAGCGAAAACAGCUUGCAAAGGUCGCGCAGAUCACUCAGGGAGAAUUUCAUAAUGCCCGGGACGAAAUGGUGCGGCGCAGGGCAAUUGGCGGAGACUUACACCGAAUUGGGGCCCGAUAGGAACGAAGAUCGGUGCUGUAGAGCACACGAUAACUGUCGGAUGAACAUUGGAGGUUUUAAGCGAAGAUUCGGCUAUUUCAACGUCAUGCCGUUCACGAUCUCGCACUGCCGCUGUGACAGGAGAAAAAAACGCGACUCCAUGGAGCUCCUACGGGUUCCGGGGACGAAAUGGUGCGGCAAAGGAUACUCGGCCACGAGAUACUCACAGCUCGGAGGCUACACGAGAACUGACAGAUGCUGCAGGGUGCAUGAUCUAAGGUGCCCUUUCUGGAUCGGCGGCGCGGAGAAGAAAUAUGGUCUCUACAACUGGCGUGUCAACACGCUUAUGCACUGUCGCUGUGAUGAGAGGUUUCGGGCAUGUCUCAAGUUGGCCGACACGUCGGUAUCCAACAUGGUCGGGAAGCUAUUCUUCAACAUUGUCCAAACCAAGUGUUUCAUACUGAAGCCGGUGAAGGUCUGCACACAUCGUUCUUGGUGGGGCAAGUGCUUGGGACGGGGCGUCAUGAAACAAGCCUUCCUGAGGGAUAACCUGCCGUAUUAAAACGUACAUGAAUAUUGUUAUACAAAAUCUCAUUAACAGUCUUGUGUCAUUAUUAUUCAAAGUGCAUGAAGAUGGGUCUGCAAUUUGGUUUUUUGCAAUUUGUAAACUAAUACGACUACGUAGGCUUUUGGCAUUUUAAUUGCGCCAAUAGCAGUAUCAACCUCACAGGUUUAUAUAAAAAUC
Maniola jurtina (meadow brown) is the source of this 1864-nucleotide messenger RNA. RefSeq lists its product as uncharacterized. The transcript is spliced from 6 exons. The record is from RefSeq and is a predicted model, not a curated record. Bases 248 to 1681 code for a protein of 477 amino acids. Gene Ontology annotation, molecular function: A2-type glycerophospholipase activity. Lineage: Eukaryota; Metazoa; Arthropoda; Insecta; Lepidoptera; Nymphalidae. Gene Ontology annotation, biological process: arachidonate secretion; phospholipid metabolic process.